AUGGAAACCGUAUCUGCGACCGCUGAUGCAAGCGCUACUGAGAGCACCGAUGCUCAUGACCCCAACCCAACCCUCGCUUCGACACCAGUGAAGUCGGAAAGGAACACGAAUGAAUCAACAAGGGCAUCAUCUGAUGAGGUAUCAUCCUCACUGAUCGACCCGUACCACGACCCUUCAGACAGUCAAUCUCAAGAUGCAGCCCAUGCCCUCGACGGAGGACAUAUUGGCAUACCUCACUUGCUCGAGGAACGAGACAGUCCCCAGCAUCCGAGCAGUGUUUCUCGUGAUGAUACAAUCGGAAAGUCCGAUGAAGUAGGGAUCAGCUCUUCCAAGUUGAUCGAAGAGAUCCGGAUGUUGAGAGAAAAGGUGUCCAACAUCGAAGAACAGGCCAAACCGAGGCCUAACUAUUCAAUGCUAGAGGCCGAAUGGAGAACAGCGAGAGAGUUGUCCGGCACCUACGAAGAAGCGGUACUCUGGAAGUGGUUCUUGACACAAAGGAAAGAGCUCGCUGAAAACUCAGACUCUGUCUGGUCAUAUCGAGGCCGGACCUACACGCUGGACCUGAGUCGCCUUGCGCGAGAGAUGCACGAGGACCCAGUGUAUGAGAGCGAUGUUUUGAGGUGGAGGAAGAGCUGGGAACAGAAACUUCGGCCACUAAGUCUUCUGCCUUCUGGGAAUGAACGAUUAAGAAGGAUGAGAGAAGUGGACUGCAGCCGCUUGGAUGAUGCUGACGAGCAAGAAUAUGGUGAGGGGGGAUUUGAAGACAGCGACUCUGAUGGGUCAUUGGAUUUCGAGUACAACCUCACUAUUCUCCGCCAGAGAUACUUGCAAAAGGUCGACCGCCUACAUGAGGAAAGAGACGUCAUGUUGCAGCAGAAACUUGUAAAAAAGCGACAACGAGCGAAGGAGUUGGAAGCUAUUCAUAAUGAGAAAAGGAGGGCAAAGCAGUUGGAGGCCCUUCAAAACGAGAAAAGGAGGACAAAUGAGUUGGAGAUCCUUCACAACGAGAAAAGGAGGGCAAUGGAAGAGCUGCAGACUGCAAGGAAAGGAGAAGAAGAACCGGAAGACCUAGUCCAAAAAGAAUCAGCAGUCCCAGCCGAGGACGUAUCAGGAGCUCUCUCUACUUCUGCCCAAGAUACAAUGGAAGAGGCCACAAACGAACCACUGGCGCCAUCCCAUGCAUUUCCAAAGCUCCACCGCGUCGAUUGGAUUGGAUUCAAAGCUCUUCGAGAUGUCAGCGAAGAAGACUCGUUCGCCAUCGACGUCUUAGUUGGCGAACCUGUGAUCAGUCUGGGCUUUCCCCGUCGUCCAAAGCGAUCUACAAAGGCCAAGUGGACCGUUGACAAAGAUCAAAUCUCUCCGGACGUAGCUACUACUACAAAGCAGCCCGCGGCCUUGACUGGACAGUCCCCUCUUCCGGAACGCAUUCGCAUACAUUCAAAGCAGCUCAUCCGCAUCCUUGAGAAGAUACACGGAGAGAGUAUCGACUUCACUAGACCAUUAGUCAUCAUCCGCCCUUUCAGGGUCCUUAUGUACUAUAACCAAGCACUACGCAAUUGGUAUCAGAAACUAGAGAAGAAAUUCACUGUCUCAGACACCUCAAAGAGUAACUCCACUGAAGAUGCCGAGAGGCCUGAAGAUGACGACCCAGAUGACGACUCAACUUCACAAACGGCGUUUGAUCAUCUACGCUGUCUGCUGGAAUUCAUGGAUACCGACAUUGCCAACAAAUUGACAUACUUGAGGGACACAGGGAGCCUGAAGAUCUUCUUCUCUGAUAUUUGGCACCUUUUCAAGCCAGGUGAUGAGGUCAUUGCAAAUGACGGAAAACAAGUUUACAGAGUCAUUAGCAUCACCAGCGCGGCGCAUAGAGUUGCUUCAUAUGGCUUGGCCUACUGGACUCAGUCACCCGACGAUGAAGACAUACCUAUUGCGGUCGACUGCGUGUACGUCGAUUUUGAUGGAAAGAGACUCGGUCCGAUUGGCAAGCAGUUCAUCAUAAAGAGGUUCGACAAUGAGAGAACUGUUACUUCCCUCGAGGUCUACCCACUCCGGUUUCAUAUCUCCAGGAGAGGGCAGUUGACAGAUGAUGGGAAUGGUGACGAAAGCUUUCGACAACAGCUCAUCGCCCGGGGUCGAAAAUUCGCAGAGAUAGCCGCGGCUACACACAAGCACAUGUACUAUGCCGGACAAGCUCUUGAGACGAGAGAAGAUAUCGAAAGCCAAGUUGUCGUGGAUUUCGAGUUAGCACUAUCUGCGGAAGAAAACAAGGACAAGGAAUGGACGCCAGUCAUUGAAGAAAGGAUCAACUUUGAGUCUAAAAAGAAAAAAGAGAAGGAACCUUGCCGAGCAGAAUGCUGCCGACACGAGAAUAUUCACGAUGAUUCCUUCGUGGAAACGAAACGCAACGAGGAGUACGUGGCGAGCCUCUUUCCAGAUUCUCGCGAGAGGCUCCCUUCCGUGGCCAUUUUCCCCCGGUCAGCGCAGGACACCAAGUCGCCCGAAAAUAGAUUAUUUGAAGAGGACUUGAUUAUCAUGUCCUACCGAGUUUUCGCAUUUGUCCUUCGCACCCGUAAAUGGGAGAAACUGGAUCUUACCCAUCUGAGCGAUGUCAAAAGAUCAGAUAGGAGUGGAGAAGGCACUGCUCAUGAAAAGGAGGACAAAACCGCCUUCGAUCGCCUUGUCCUCCCCAAAAACCACAAGGAAAUGGUAGAGUCUCUGAUUUCACAGCAUUUCCGUGACAAGGAGUCCUCGCAAAGCAACACAGACCAAUUUGAUAUCGUACGUGGAAAGGGAAAGGGCCUGAUCCUGCUCCUCCACGGCGCCCCAGGUGUGGGGAAGACUAGUACAGCAGUAUUCCUCCGAGUCUUGGAGUACUACGCCGGGAUCCUGUUCCUCACCACCAACCGCAUCGGCGACUUCGACGAAGCGUUCGCGUCACGCAUCCAUAUCAGCCUCUAUUAUCCACCACUGGACCAGGAGUGUACGAAAAAAGUUUUUCAACUGAACUUAGAGAUGAUCGAAGAGCGUAUGAAGAACAAAAACCGGGAAAUUGAGAUCAAGAAGGAAAAGAUCAUCGCCUAUGCUGGGGACUAUUGGGUUGGCCACGAAAACGCGCGGUGGAACGGACGCCAGAUCAGGAACGCUUGCCAAACAGCUUUGGCACUGGCAGAAUUUGAAGCCCACGGCGGAAGUGCAAUGAACCCGAACUCCCUCGUCAAGCUCAAGCCCAAGCACAUUAUAAAGGUCGCCGAGUCAUACCUUGAGUUUACGAAGUACCUUAUCGACUUGUACGGCACUGAUGACAACCGGCGAGCCAUGGAAAGCGGACUUCGGAGACACGAUCACAUCUUCCAUGGUCAAUACAGUCGCCCGCAACAUUUCCAAGAUUUGGCUCUGAAGUUUGCAACCACUCGGAGGCAACAUGCGCCUGCGGAGAGUAGUCGUAGGCCUGGCGGCUAUCGGAUGAGUUCUCACCAUUCAGACUCUCCUGAAAACAGACCUAAAGCUCCAAAGCCGAGGCGCUCCUCACCUGCUGGUGCGCCGGCACCUUAUGACAGCUCCUCCGAUGAAGAACUGCAGGGCGAUCAUCCACAGCAUCGAGUCUUGUAUAGCCGAGAUACAACCACAAUGCGGGACCCGCUCGAUCAUAGCGAUGGGUAUAAAUGGAACCAGUAG
Messenger RNA from Lasiodiplodia theobromae, 3678 nucleotides. Its product is annotated as AAA family ATPAse. The transcript is spliced from 5 exons. The record is from RefSeq and is a predicted model, not a curated record. Lineage: Eukaryota; Fungi; Ascomycota; Dothideomycetes; Botryosphaeriales; Botryosphaeriaceae. Bases 1 to 3678 code for a protein of 1225 amino acids.